AUGUCGUCGUCGUCGUCGCCGGCGCCGGUGGGCGGCCUCCGGCGGCGGGCCCCCAAGACCCUCAGGACGCGCCACGCCCUCCGCAAGUACGAGCCGAAGGUGGUGGAGAACCCGAAGCGCAUCCUCUUCCUCCGCGGGGCGCGGACGAGCAGCGUGGUGAGCGAGGCCCUGACGGACCUCGCCGCCAUCACGCAGCCGCACAACAAGAAGCUGCGGAAGCGCAACGCCUUCCACCCCUUCGAGAGCCGCGAGCACCUCGAGUUCCUCGGCUUCAAGAACGACUGCUCCCUCUUCUGCUUCGCGAGCGACAGCAAGAAGCGGCCGCACAACCUCGUGCUGGGCCGCCAGUUCGACUUCCACGUGCUCGACAUGGUGGAGCUCGGCGUCGUCGCGGCCGACCGCCUCGACUUGGGGCGCGUGCGCGGGACGGAGGCGGCGGCGCUCGGCGGCAGGCCCCUCUUCGUCUUCGAGGGGAGCGAGUUCGCCGCGGACCCGGUGUUUGCGCGCCUCAAGAGCCUCCUCCUCGACUUCUUCCGCGGCGGCGGCGGCGGCGAGGCGGAGAUCAACCUCGACGGCUGCGACCGUGUCUUGGCCUUCUCGCUGCGCUCCGACAACGGCGCGGACGCGUGCGUGGCGCCCUCGGCGGACUGCUACGGCAGCGGGCCGCAGCGGGAGCGCGGCAACACGGUGCUCUGCAUGCGGCACUACGCCCUGCAGAAGCCCAGCACCGCCGCCGGCGUGCCCGCCGCGCUGAGCAGCAACGCGCAGCUGGUGGACAUCGGCCCCAACUUCGACUUCGCCCUCCGCCGCGCCUCCUUCGCGACGCCGGCGGAGUUCAAGGCGGCCACCCGCGUGCCGCGCGCGGUGCUGGCGACGCAGCGCGCCACGGCUGCGAACGUCAGCGGCGACGCCCUCGGUAACCUCCGCGGCCAGCUGCACGUCGGCAGGCAGGACGUGGAGCAGCUGAACCUCCGCCGCUUCAAGGCGCACCGCAAGACGCAGCGCGAGGCGGCGGACGGCGAGGAGGCGCCGCGGAAGCGCCGCACCCGCCGCAGCAGCAGCGGCGCCGGCGCCGACGCCGAGGCGCGGCCCGAGACGGACAUUUAA
Trypanosoma conorhini is the source of this 1107-nucleotide messenger RNA. RefSeq names its product ribosome biogenesis protein. Gene Ontology annotation, biological process: maturation of LSU-rRNA from tricistronic rRNA transcript (SSU-rRNA, 5.8S rRNA, LSU-rRNA); ribosomal large subunit assembly. Gene Ontology annotation, molecular function: rRNA binding. The record is from RefSeq and is a predicted model, not a curated record. Gene Ontology annotation, cellular component: nucleolus. The transcript has a single exon. Lineage: Eukaryota; Euglenozoa; Kinetoplastea; Trypanosomatida; Trypanosomatidae. Bases 1 to 1107 code for a protein of 368 amino acids.